AUGAGUUUUUUGUGGAGCGUUUGGAUGUUUCCUGACGACGACAAAAUCGAUUUGUUUUUUUUUUCACGGAGUCCCAUCGUCUUCCUAAUUCCAAUUAUUAUAUUUUCAACGAUAUUUUCUUCUAAAUUUUACAAAAAAAAAAUGAUAAUUCGCCGCUUCCGGGUAAAGGUAUGUGUGGAAGUUGACGCCGUAACGUGUCCGGGUGUCUGGCUGUGCCCUUACGGACGUGUGGAGCUCACCUUUCGCACAAUGGGCUACAAUUUCAAGACAAAUGGCCUGGAAGCGCGAUUCCCGCUACUUUUUCACGAAAAAUUCCACAUGGAGGGCUUCUACCAAGAUGGUGUGGAGACACUGGCUAAGCUAGAGGCACGCCUGGCGAGUGAACGUGUGGAUUUUGCCCUGUACCAGCGUGGAACACGCCUGGCAUUCUUCACGGGGCACCUUGGUACCCUACUACGUUCCAAAUCGCAAACUUGUCAUCCGGAAAUUCAUUCGCAAAUCCUCAUGCGUCCAACACAGUCCUUCCCGGGGAUUUUGGCGCCAAAAAUUGAAAUUCUAACACGUGUGGAAGUGCACGAGAACACUCCGGGGCUUCCGGCAAAAAUCUACUAUGCUCUCUUUGGGACUGAAGUGCAUCGCAUUGAGCGCCCAUGCGAUGGGUUGGUGAGGAAUACAUCUGGCACGUGCCUGCGUUGCCCACGCCUACGACAGAUGCCUGUGUGUCAUGUGAGGGAGUCCCACGAGCCACGGAGGUGCUCCAACUACCCACACCGCUUUGCCCCAAUUCAUCAACACACCACAGGGUGCGCAUCUGCGGACAAUCGAUCGAGGAGUUGUGACUCAGAUGAUGAAGACACCUCCGUAGUAGCCGCAUGCGCACAUUCGCACGAGUGCAGGAAUCACCGUGGGAUUAUGAAUGAGGACGCCCACAGUUCCUUCUCGGAAUCCCACCAUUGUUCGCGUUCGUGCGAUAUUUGUUCAGCGUACAGAAAUCGCUUUUUGGGGCAUUUGGAUUAGUCUUUGUUGUCCUUGUAGAAGAAUUGAGGUUUGUCCGUGAGGGAAUUACCGUAGAUGUCCCUAAGGAUGUCCAGGACGGCCUUUUCAAUGGCAUCAACUUGAUUUGAAGGGCAGUAAUCAUCCUCAGAUGAACGGCUCAUGGUUAUUAUGGUGGGAGUUGGGAAUUUCUUCAGGAAAUCCUUGAAAAUCUCCAGUGAACUGCUUAGUUCAUCUUUUGUGGCUUCAUGGUGGGGCAAUGGGGUUGAGUCUAGUGUGCAACCAGCUGCAUGGACGAUUUCCCAAUCAAUUGGAGCCUCCGUGGCACCCUCAAUAUCCCGAUGGAGAGACUCAAUCAUUUCAUAAAGUGGAUGAUCUUUCUCCUCAAAGCCCUCAAGAUUCCUUUUCUCCUGCAAAUGGGUAAAGAUCCUCUCGAGAAAAUCCAAUUGUUCCAAUCGCUUAGCAACAGUUCCCGUCAAAUCAUUCCGGUCAAGUUUGUAGGAAUAAAUUGGUCUGAGUCUCUCGUGAAGAUUCACCUCAUUGUGGAGCUUUAAGAAGGGAUUAUGCGUGCUAAAGAAGUCGAGAUCAAUGUCAAGGAUGAAGUUUUGCGGCCUUGUAUCACACGCGAGAAUCUCCUGAGUGGUCCCCACGUGAAAUUCAACGCUUCUCGAAUCCCGCAGGCUUUCCUUUGGCAAGAAACUUCCCUCAGAGAUAAAAUACUCAAGCUCACUGUCCACGCGAAUGUGCCCACAGGGACUAGCGCCAAUUGUAAAGUCAUGCCGUCCUGAGGGGAUUUGCUGUGCCCACUCUUGUCGUAUCCAGAAGAUUUUGCCAACAUGCCCCGCAAAGCACAUCGGGAUGAUCCAAUUCUCAAUGCUAAGCGACGAAAGGAGCUUUUCACGAUCAAAAACAACCUCUGUGGGCAAUUUCAUGGGAACCGUGAGAUCCGGAUGGGCAUCAAAGUGUACCAGGGUGUUCCCCUCGAAGGGCAAAUGCCGUGACCCCAAGCACCGAUAGAUAAAUUCCAAGACAUCGUUGUGAUCUUCAACAAUAAACACGGGGAUUCUCUCAAAUGUACGUGGCUUCUUUUCCAUUUAUGUAAUAAAUUGACUCCUGUAAAGAAAAAUUUAGCGAAAUAUCAGAUUUCUUUUCCUUGGAAUUUAAUACUUUUUUUCUUAUGAUUUUUGAACAUCACAUUUUAUGUAAAUAAAUCGAUUUGAUUUGUAAA
This is a messenger RNA of Lutzomyia longipalpis, 2221 nucleotides long. RefSeq lists its product as uncharacterized. The transcript is spliced from 2 exons. NCBI's taxonomy places the organism in Eukaryota, Metazoa, Arthropoda, Insecta, Diptera, Psychodidae. Gene Ontology annotation, biological process: spermatogenesis. The record is from RefSeq and is a predicted model, not a curated record. The coding region runs from base 1 to 1017 and encodes 338 amino acids. Gene Ontology annotation, molecular function: myosin light chain binding.